CCUCCGCCCGGCAACGCCCCGCGCACCCCGCAACAUGCUUCUGCGGGGACUCGAGCGCCGGUCUCCGGGGCCCCUGCCCGCUCAGCAUCCCAGCCUCCGCAGGCAGGUAGAGCCUCCGGGGCAGCUCCUGCGCCUUUUCUACUGCACUGUCCUGGUCUGCUCCAGAGAGAUCGCCGCGCUCACGGACUUUUCUGGUUACCUAACUAAACUCCUGCAAAACCACACCGCCUAUGCCUGUGAUGGGGACCACUUGAAUCUCCAGUGUCCUCGGCACUCUACAAUAAGUGUCCAGUCAGCAUUUUAUGGGCAAGAUGACCAAACGUGUAGCUCCCGGCAGCCUGUGUCCCAGAGGAAAGACAGCCUAACCUGCGUGGCAUCCACCACGCUGCAGAAGGUGCUGGAUGAGUGCCAGAACCAGCGGGCCUGCCACCUCCUGGUCAAUAGCCGUGUCUUUGGACCUGACCUUUGUCCAGGAAGCAGUAAAUACCUCCUGGUCUCCUUUAAAUGCCAACCUAAUGAAUUGAAAAACAGAACCGUGUGCGAAGACCAGGAGCUGAAGCUGCACUGUCACGAAUCCAAGUUUCUCAAUAUCUACUCGGCGACGUACGGCAGAAAGAUCCAGGAGGUGGGCGUCUGCUCCUCCGGCCCGGAGCAGCUCUCCCCCUUUGACUGCCUGUCCUAUUCCGCUUUGCAAGUGCUGUCCAGGAGGUGCUAUGGGAAACAGAGGUGCAGAAUCAUUGUCAACAAUCACCAUUUCGGAAGCCCCUGUCUGCCCGGAGUGAAAAAAUACCUCACAGUCACCUACGCAUGCGUUCCCAGGAACAUCCUCACCGCCAUUGAUCCGGCUGUCGGCCAUCUAGACCCUCCUCUGAAGAAGAAAGACCGUGAACAUGAUGUGAACUUCGACCCCAGUGGAUCGCGGGUUCUGAGGAAAGAUGGCGUCAUGGUGAGCAACUCUCUGGCCGCCUUCGCUUACGUUCGAGCCCACCCCGAGAGAGCCGCCCUGCUGUUUGUGUCCAGUGUCUGCAUUGGCCUGGUCCUCACCUUGUGCGCCCUGGUCGUCAAAGUGUCCUGCACCAAGGACGUCCGGGAGCUGCAGCGGCGGAGGGAGCAUCUGGUGGCGGGGAGUGACAAGGCGGAGGAGGACAGUAGUGAGGAUGACGAGGAGGAGGAGGAGGGCUCCUCAGACUCGGAUCUUCCCGGGGAGCGGUCAGCGUUUCGCAGGACUUCCUAUCCCGUCUACAGCUCCUUAGAGGCCGCGGAGCUUGCAGAGAGGAUCGAGCGCAGAGAGCAAAUCAUUCAGGAAAUAUGGCUGAACAGUGGCUUGGACAGCUCGCUCCCACGAAACAUGAGCCAGUUCUACUGAAACCCCAAGCAGGAAGGACGCAGACACCCUGCAGUUCUGUUUUACUGGUACCUUCUGUGAAGGAGACUGUCUCCUACCCAAGGCUGGUGAAGCCAGGAAGAUAUUAAAAUGGACCUUUCAAAUUGUUUACAGCACAUUCCAAAAUAAAGCAGGUGUGUGGGGGAGGAGGAAGCCGCUGUUUUCUGGGCUGGCUUAAAUGAAUGCCGCGAUGUCAAUGUAACUGAAGUUCCUAACGCUUGCUGGUUUCCAUCUGUUAAGCCCUUUAUUCCUCACAACAGUGCGCAACAGUGCCCCGAAGCCCAUUCUACCCACGAGCAGACGGGAUUGUCUGAAUAGCCCUGACGGCUAGCGUGGGCUCGUGCCCCACACCUUCUCUGUGGGUGGAUUUCAAUCACGGGCAUUUAACUGUUGAGGGCCACGGUUCACACACUUUCCCGGUGAAGGACCAGCUGGUCCACAUUUUAGACUUUGUGGCCCAUAUGUUUCUUUCAACCAGUCAAUUCUGUCCAGCAAAAGCAGCCGUUUGUAAACAAAUAGGAGUAGCCGGGUGCCGAUAAAACUUUAUCUCUGGAUGCUGAAA
Messenger RNA from Echinops telfairi (small Madagascar hedgehog), 1946 nucleotides. It is a transcript of the gene EVA1C, whose product is annotated as eva-1 homolog C. The record is from RefSeq and is a predicted model, not a curated record. Gene Ontology annotation, cellular component: extracellular region. The transcript has 8 exons. Gene Ontology annotation, molecular function: carbohydrate binding; heparin binding. Bases 35 to 1366 code for a protein of 443 amino acids. Lineage: Eukaryota; Metazoa; Chordata; Mammalia; Afrosoricida; Tenrecidae.